AUGGUGGUCGGAGCGAUGCCCCACUUGGAAGCCAGCUUCCUUCGCCGUUGCUGGUGGCCAGAGCGGAACUGCGGUGAAUCAUCCGCCUGCUCAGACAUGCGUAGUCUAUGGGAGAAUGCCGAGAAGGUCGACCAUUUGCCACCUCCCGCUGAGUGCGACAAUCCCAAAUACCUGGUCACUGGCAGCAGAAGGCGGUUUGGCAUUCUGGGAAAACGGGGUCGCUUGGACACCUUGACCUUCCCCAACGAGGAGUGGCACAAAUGCUGCAUGAUCAACGACGGCAAAAAGAUGCUCUGCGAGGAUGUUACGAUGAUGCCUUUCUCUGAGCUCAAAAACCAGCACCAUGGAAUGUGUGGGACUCAUGCCUGCAUGGGCCCUGACGAGCGCUGUCUGCAUGUAGAUCAUCAAGAUGCAGAACUCACGAAGCCCAAGAAAGGGCAAUGUCCCGGGUCAUGCCACGAUGACUGCAUUCAAUCAUCUGAGCGGCUGGAGUGCAUCCACUUAGGCGAACUCACUCAAGAUGCUGGCACGGAGGGGCACAACGCCCAAUUUGUGCUGGGCGACUACAACCAGCCUGAGAAAUACGAAGUCUACUCCUUGGCCAUGCCAUCGGUUUGGCUCCCCAGCGAAUGGGUUGAUUCUGCUCGGCAUCGAAGGACGCAGCGCCACCUCUCCUGGGAGCAGUUCCUGGCGAGCUGA
Messenger RNA from Symbiodinium pilosum, 699 nucleotides. The record is from the annotation of a GenBank genome assembly. NCBI's taxonomy places the organism in Eukaryota, Dinophyceae, Suessiales, Symbiodiniaceae.